This is a messenger RNA of Solanum dulcamara, 2078 nucleotides long. RefSeq lists its product as uncharacterized. The record is from RefSeq and is a predicted model, not a curated record. Gene Ontology annotation, biological process: CAAX-box protein processing. The transcript is spliced from 4 exons. Gene Ontology annotation, cellular component: membrane. Gene Ontology annotation, molecular function: metalloendopeptidase activity. Bases 1329 to 2063 code for a protein of 244 amino acids. Lineage: Eukaryota; Viridiplantae; Streptophyta; Magnoliopsida; Solanales; Solanaceae.
ACUCAACAUUUGUACCCUUCCAAAUUCUUCCGAUCAACAGCUUAUCCCAAGUGCAAUUGCAUAAAAAACAAGGACACCCAAAUUGUCCCCGAGGUAUUUAGCUUCCUCCCCGUAUUUUGAUAUUGUUAAUUAAAAAGUGCAAAAGAAAUUUGAUAGAAAUGAAAGUUUGGUAUUUUGCGAUGGUAAGCAGCGAACAUUUACGUCCCACUUUUUGGUUCCAAGAGUCAAUUUUUUUUAUUCUUGAAGUAUCAGAGAAAAGGGAAAGCCCAAUAAACAAUGAAAAUGUCAUGGGCAGUUUCUCGAAUUUUCUAUUGAUGUGUAGGGUGUUGAAUUUGAAAUCUAGUAGCUGAGAUGAAAUAGAAGUGAAAAAAAGUGGAUUAGAAGCGAAUCAACGAUUUAGAGUAAAUGGUUUUGGCGUCAGUGUGAUUUUUUUAAAAAUGUACGUUCUUUUUACAUGCGUUUAUGUGGUCUAAGCUGAAAGCAAUAGGUUUGGUUAUACCCACCGAAAACAGCUAAAUCUGCCUCAGCAAUGAAGGGGGAGAUGAAAAAGGUAGUUAGUUUGGAGCUCUGCUGCUAAGGAACUUGUUUCUUGUUUUAUGAUCAUUCGACAAGUUUAAUGUAGCUUCCCAAAGUUUGAACAAUUUGACAUGUUAUUGUUAAUCAUUGUUGAGUAAAGGGAUGGACCAGACUCUAUUUCUACAUAAAAGUGGGCUACUUGGGGGGUCCUAACUUGCUAUGGAGAAUUUGUACCAAACACUUCGGCCUAAAAGGAAUGAGCAACAAUGAUAUGAGAAGAUGAGGUGCCUCGGCCAACCUCAUUUAAUUAGUAACUGCAUCCAGGAUGUUCAGGUGUGCUUUGAGCCCCCUCAUUUCAUAAAUUGAAGCAAAGGUUUAGGAUUUAACCUGAUGCUACACAGGGUCAGAUAUAUAAGCUUAUUAUAUACCCACAAAGUAAGUGAGGACAGACUCUGGAUCACAUUGCUGCAAUUUUUUGUCCAAACAUAGGUAAUUUGAAGUAAAAAACUGUCUUGGUAAUUGGAACUCCAGAAGCAGAAAGCGAAUUUGCAUUACAGAUGGAUUCAUCAUGGCAAAUUGUUUGAUGUAUACAGAUUUUGAAUAGAUCAAAAAUCCAAAAGGAAUAAACCCAAGCAGGGAGCUAAGUCUUAAAAGCCAUGAGAUAAAUCAUAUUUGAACUGAAUAUGAUCCCAAAGACGUCUCAGAUGGGUAAUAUGGUUGAAAACUCAGUCGAAAUUUCUUGAAAAAUAGUAAAUUUGUAUUUUAAAGAUCAAAUAAGCUCCAUUGAGUAAUGAACAUGGAAAUGGAUAGUCAUGACUCACGAAAUGGGAUUCUCGGUCCUUAAAUCGGAUAAUCAUUGUGAUAGGGGAAGUUUGUGGAGCAGUAUGGCUUUCUACCUGUUCAGUGUUCAUGUUCCUUUCAGUUUUGGUGGCUUGUCUGCUGUUACCAGCAUAAUGCAUUGUUCAGUUCUUGAUCCACAAACCGAGGCAUUAUCCUUAGUUGUGCUUCAGAUGUUAGAGCUUAUUGUGGUUCUGCUUUUUUUAAGAUGUACCGGGAAGCCCCAAUACAAGCUUCGUGAUUUCCUUCAAGAGAAGCAAUCAACUAGAGAAAGGAACUGGUUACUUGCAUCAGCUCUUGGCUUCGGGUUCCUGGUUCUUUUGGUUUACGUAACAUCAAUUAUUGCUGACAUGUUGGUAGGUACUAAGGAAGUUAACAAUCCAAUCUUGAAGGAAAUUCUUUCGAGUGGUCCAAUAUCGAUAACAUCAUGCAUUCUGGUCUACUGUGUCAUCACCCCUUUGCUAGAAGAGAUUGUCUACCGAGGGUUCUUCUUGACCGCGCUUUCCUCCACAAUGAAGUGGCAGGAAGCAGUGAUUGUUAGCUCAGUAGUUUUUAGUGCAGCUCACUUCUCUGCUGAAAAUUUUAUACAAUUGUUCAUCAUAGGCUUAAUCCUUGGAUGCUCUUAUUGUUGGAGUGGAAACCUAAAGUCUUCUAUUGUAAUUCAUUCAUUAUACAAUGCUUUAACCUUAUUAAUAACAUAUGCAUCAUGAGUUGUUGAUCUUUGA